This is a messenger RNA of Arabidopsis thaliana (thale cress), 1536 nucleotides long. RefSeq names its product glycine-rich protein. The record is from RefSeq and is marked reviewed. Lineage: Eukaryota; Viridiplantae; Streptophyta; Magnoliopsida; Brassicales; Brassicaceae. Gene Ontology annotation, cellular component: cytoplasm. The coding region runs from base 265 to 1335 and encodes 356 amino acids. The transcript has 7 exons.
AAAACAGUAGAAAAUAUUUAUAAUUUUGCCAUGUUUAGAAGAAAAUCCAUGAGUUUAAGACAAUGAGCAAGAGAAAAUUACAGAAACGGUGUCGAAGUUAACCCAUCAGCCAAUCAAACUGCGACUCCUGUAGAAACACAGUUCGAGAAGAUUCUUAAAUUCUCUUGCUGCAUAAAAUGGCUUAAGAGAAAAUUUCUCAAUUCCAACAAAUAUCUCUCAGAUUGUUGGGAGUCCGAAUCGUUGUUCGAGUUUUUAUCAGGGAAGAUGCAAGGAGGUGGUGGUAGAGAUCCUUUUGGUGGUGGUUUUGGGGGUCCUUUUGGUGGUUUUGGAGGUGGCUCUUUUGGUGGUUUUGGAAGAGGUUCCUUUGGUGGAUUUGGUGGCCCUAAUGGUCCUCCGAGUCUCAUGUCUAAUUUUUUCGGAGGAAGAGAUCCAUUUGACGACCCUUUCUUCACUCAGCCUUUUGGUGGUGGCAUGUUUCAAUCCAACUUCUUUGGUCCCAGCAUGAAUCCUUUUGCAGAAAUGCAUCGUCUGCCACAGGGUUUUAUUGAGAAUAAUCAGCCUCCAGGACCGAGUAGAUCACGCGGACCGGUUAUUGAAGAGAUUGAUUCAGAUGAUGAGAAAGAAGGAGAAGGUGAUAAAGAGAAGAAAGGAAGUCUAGGGAAACAUGGCAGGUCAAGCAGUGAGGCUGAAACUGAAGAUGCUAGAGUGCGAGAGAGAAGAAACCGGCAAAUGCAAAGCAUGAAUGUAAAUGCAGAGAGAAGGAACCGAGAAAUGCAGAACAUGAAUGUGAAUGCAGAGAGAAGGAACCCACAAAUGCAGAACAUGAAUGUGAAUGCUAUGGUGAACAAUGGACAGUGGCAACCUCAAACCGGUAGUUAUAGUUUUCAGAGCUCGACUGUUACAUACGGUGGUCAGAACGGCAACUACUAUACUUCCUCAAAGACCAGAAGGACAGGAAGUGAUGGGUUAACUCUUGAAGAAAGCAGAGAAGCCAACACUGCAACGCGGGAAGCAGCGCAUAUGAUUUCAAGAGGCCUUCAUAACAAGGGCCACACAGUUGCGCGUAAACUUAACUCAGAUGGCCGUGUUGAUACAACUCAGACCUUGCACAAUUUGAAUGAAGAUGAAUUGGCUGGUUUUGAACAGUCUUGGAGUGGAAAUGCUAGAAGGCAAAUGCAGUUACCCAGUCGCUCUGGUUCAUUUGGAAGUGGUCUUGUGAACAGAGAGCAACCAAUGUUACUUCCCUCGACUGAUCCAAGUCCUUCUCAUGCACGAGCAGAAUCAUCCCGAAGACCGAAAGCUGCAAUGAAUGUAAGAGGACAUGGUACAAACUAAUCUCCGCCUAUAUGUAUGGUUUCGAAAAUCUUUAGUGAAUGUAACCAAAGACUAAUUACUUUACUUAGGUUGCAUCAUCAUUACUGUAACUGUAUGAUGACAUGAUUUGAGGGUUUUAAACACUGCUCCUUGAUGAUUAUUAUAUAUGUAUCUUUUGUUACAUUAAUCAGUUCUUCGUUGCUUAUAAUCAUAUAGCUAACU